Cataglyphis hispanica is the source of this 2438-nucleotide messenger RNA. It is a transcript of the gene Mccc1, whose product is annotated as methylcrotonoyl-CoA carboxylase subunit alpha, mitochondrial. NCBI's taxonomy places the organism in Eukaryota, Metazoa, Arthropoda, Insecta, Hymenoptera, Formicidae. Bases 247 to 2370 code for a protein of 707 amino acids. Gene Ontology annotation, cellular component: mitochondrion. Gene Ontology annotation, molecular function: metal ion binding; methylcrotonoyl-CoA carboxylase activity; ATP binding. The record is from RefSeq and is a predicted model, not a curated record. The transcript is spliced from 10 exons.
GAUAUUUUAGAACCGAAUUUUGCGAAGCGCUAAAAAAAUAAGAGAAAUUAAAGAUUUUCAAUUCUUUAAAAAAUAGUUAUGGGUGACUGAUAACGAUUAUGUAUGUAAUCAGACGGAUGCGUGACUUGUGGCUUGUAGUGAUUUGCUGCGCGACAGAAUGGGAAUCGAAAUGUUAAAAGAGAUACAAGUAAGUUUGGAUAAGCAUAUUUACUGAAUUACGACAUACUCGUGAGCUUAUAACCUAUCAUGUAUCAGUUUGGAAAGUUAAGCUCGAUAUUUAAUAGGGGUCAAUUAUCCUCAUGCGUCCGAGAUUCUCAUCAAUCGGCUUCGCAGUUCAACAGGAUAAACAAAAUUUUGAUAGCAAACAGAGGAGAGAUAGCAUGUCGUAUAACAAAAACUGCCAAGAAUCUUGGUGUGAAGACUGUGGCUGUAUAUAGCGAAGCAGACAGGAACUCUAUGCAUGUGGAACAAGCUGAUGAAGCUUACUGCAUUGGGCCCGCUCAAUCUAGUCAAAGUUAUUUACGGCAGGAUAAGAUUAUAUCAGUUGCCAAACGAGCCAAAUGUCAAGCCAUACAUCCAGGAUAUGGAUUUCUUUCGGAAAAUUCAGAAUUUGCAGAAUUAUGUCAGCGGGAAAAUAUCAUAUUUAUUGGUCCACCAGCCAAUGCUAUUAGAGAUAUGGGUAUAAAGAAUACUUCAAAAACUAUUAUGAUGAAAGCUGGAGUUCCUGUCAUAGAGGGAUAUCAUGGAAAGGAUCAGACAAAUGAAACACUAGUGAUAGAGGCCAGAAAGAUUGGAUUUCCACUGAUGAUCAAAGCUGUACGUGGUGGUGGCGGGAAAGGUAUGAGAAUUGCUCUGAAGGAAUCUGAUUUUAUUGAAGCACUAGAAUCUGCAAGAACCGAGUCUGAAAAAGCAUUUGGAGAUUCGGCAGUGCUCUUAGAAAAAUAUAUUGCUGAACCUAGACAUGUAGAAGUGCAGAUUUUUGCUGAUAAACAUGGAAAUACUGUUUAUCUAUUUGAGAGAGACUGUUCUGUACAAAGAAGACAUCAAAAAGUAAUUGAGGAAGCGCCUGCUCCUGGUAUUUCUCAGAAGCUUAGGCAGGAGUUGGGAGAAGCAGCUGUACGUGCUGCUAAAGCUGUGGGGUAUACGGGUGCUGGUACAGUGGAGUUUAUAAUGGAUCGAAAUAAUCACAGUUUUCAUUUUAUGGAAAUGAAUACGCGUCUCCAAGUAGAGCAUCCUGUCACCGAGGCUAUCACUGGUUUGGAUUUGGUCGAGUGGCAAUUGAGAGUAGCAAGUGGUGAAGAACUUCCGCUUAAACAAGAACAGAUUACUCUCAACGGCCAUGCAUUUGAAGCAAGAAUUUAUGCUGAGAAUCCAAGGAAUGGUUUCUUACCAGGAGCUGGUCAACUUUUAUAUUUGAAGCCUCCUCAAACAACGAAUAAUGUCAGAGUCGAAACUGGAGUCCGACAAAAUGAUGAAGUAUCUGUGCAUUAUGAUCCAAUGAUAGCGAAAUUAGUGGUUUGGGGGAAAGAUAGGAACGAAGCUCUUAAUAUACUUAGAUCAAAGCUUAACGAAUAUAAUAUUGCUGGUCUCGAUACAAAUAUAGAAUUUAUCAAAGAUCUGUGUGUUCAUUCUAAAUUUCAAAAUGGUGAAGUGCACACAGGAUUCAUAGAGGAAAACUAUGAACAGUUAUUUUCCAAAUUACACAUACCUAAUUCAGUACUGAUUCAAGGUGCUCUCGCUUGGAUACUAUAUGAAGAUGCAAAUUCAUUAAGUGCAUCAUUAGAAACAAAAGAUCCAUUCAGUCCAUUUGUUGUGGAAACUGGACUCAGAUUAAAUCACGUAUUAAAACAUGCGUUUCAUUUCAAUGUCGAUAAUGAAGAUACUAUAGUGGAAGUGAAAUAUCCUGAACCAGAUAUGUACCUAAUGAGAGUUAAUAAAUUGGGAUCGUGGAGAAAAGUGACUGGAACUUUGAAGAAAAUAGAUGGUGCUCUAGAGUUAUUCACAGAAAUUGAUGGAAUCAUCACUAAAACACGAACAGUGAAACUCAAUAAUAAAUUACAUAUAUUUACCAAAGAUCGAGAAUGGCAAUUGAUUAUUCCUAUUCCUAAAUUUGUGACUACAUUUACGAGUCGAGCAGAGGAAGAUCCGCUUACAGCAUUAAGCCCAAUGCCUGGAUUAGUUGAAAAAAUCUUUGUUAAUGAGGGAGAUGCAGUAAAAAAGGGCGAUUCCUUGCUUGUUAUUGUUGCUAUGAAAAUGGAGCAUAUUAUUAAAGCAUCUACAAAUGGAAUUGUUGAAAAUGUAUUAUGCUCUAUAGGUGAUAAUGUUACCAAAAAUAAGAUUCUUAUCAAAUUGACAGAAGCUAAAGUAUAAUAUAUGCAACAUGAUAUACUCGUCGUAAUAUAAUAAUCGUUAUUUUAAAUAAUUGACAUAUAUAUAUA